AAGCCCCCCAAAAAGCACAACUGUCGUGAAAAAAAAAGGAAAAGGAGCAUAGUUGUCAUCAUCACAGAGAAGUAGCACCAAGAAUUGUGAAGCAGACAACCAUUUAAUUCGGUUUCUCCCGCCUUUCUUCUUCCUCUCGAGAGCACAACUGAAAUCCCGUUUUCCACUGGCUCUCGAUUCCUCCUUUCCAAACACCAAUUGGAGCCUCGUUUGAACCCUAAUUGCACAAAAAUGAGCCACGGAAGAGCUUCACUUCGUCCAAAUUCCAAAAGAAAGAGAGCAAGUGAUGGGAAUAGAACCCUGGGCAUGGUGUGGGGUGCCAAUUCGGUCUCCUCCUCCAAAAGCAAAGGCAGCGCUGCAUUCAAGGACUUCGGCAGUUAUAUGUCUGAGAAGGAACGCAAGCUUAGGCUUCAAUUUCAAUCAGAAGCAGAAAACAGUUUACCCAAUGAUGCAAUCACUGAUUUGCCUUCCACAUCUGAAAAUGUAUCUGGUACCGGAAAUUCCAAUGGCUUAUUUGGUGGUAUUUCAAUUUUCGUGGAUGGAUUUACCAUACCUUCAAAUCAGGAGCUACGUAAUUACAUGAUUAGAUACGGGGGACGAUAUGAGAAUUACUUCUCAAGAGAGAGAGUUACACACAUCAUUUGUAGCAAUCUGCCUAACAGCAAGAUAAAGAAUUUAAGGUCUUUCAGCAGGGGACUACCGGUUGUAAAACCUCAGUGGAUAGUAGAUUGUAUAGGUGCAAACAAAAUUUUACAUGUGGGACCCUACCAGCUUGAAUGCCUUGCUAAUGAAUGUCCACAACAGCAAAGGCUUUCUACAUUUUUUUCUGUCAAAUCCAAUUCUCUUACCGAAAGCAACAUAGGGACUGAAUUCAAGGUGGUUUCCACAUGCAGUGGUCCGGAGUCAUCUUUGAAUGGAGAAACAUCUGAAAGGAAAAAUGAUUGUUACAGCAAAUCACAGGAAGAAAUAUUACAAGAAAGCCAUACAGUAUCGACUAGUGCACAAAAUAUACUUGCCAAGGGAGCAAAUCUUAAUGAAGAAAAUGUCCAAAUAUUAAACCAUGAAUUCCAGAUUCCUUGUUUGUUGAACUUGAAAGAAUAUGAUAUUUCUAAUCAUGGAGAUGCAUGCGGUGAAAAUGAAAUAUCAGAAUAUGACAUUUUCAGGUCAGAAAACAAUGAGGAUAUUAGUAACUCAAUGGAAGCAACAGAAUCACGACUCUCGAUAACCAAAUACAGAUCACAUUCAACCCUAGAGGAUGCUAAUUUUGUUGAAAAUUAUUUCAAGAAUUCAAGGUUGCAUUUCAUAGGUACCUGGAGAAAUCGGUACCGUAAAAGAUUUGCAGGAAAAUCUUCCGAAGAAAUACAGGGUCAAUAUACAGGAGUAGAUUCCAGCUCUAAUACUACUUCUGUUGCUGAUAGUCGUGUUAUUAUCCAUGUUGAUAUGGAUUGCUUCUUUGUAUCUGUUGUGAUCAGAAAACAUCCUGAAUUGAAUGACAAACCUGUAGCUGUAUGCCAUUCAGAUAAUCCUAAAGGGACUGCUGAAAUUUCUUCUGCAAAUUAUCCUGCUCGUGGUCAUGGCAUCAGGGCAGGAAUGUUCGUUAGGGAUGCCAAGGCUUUGUGUCCUCAUCUUUGUAUUCUUCCUUAUGACUUCAGUGCAUAUGAAGAGGUUGCCGAUCACCUUUAUGACAUUCUUCACAAGCACUGUAACAGAGUACAAGCAUUAAGCUGUGAUGAGGCAUAUUUGGAUGUGACAGGUUUGCAUGAUCCCGAUCACAUUGCAUUAGCUAUUAGGCAAGAGAUAUUUGAUGUGACAAAAUGCACUGCAAGUGCUGGGAUUGCUGGAAAUUUGUUGUUAUCUCGUAUGGCUACAAAGAGAGCUAAGCCAAACGGUCAAUUUCAUAUUCGAUCCAAGGAGGUUAAUGAAUUCUUAGCAUAUCUUCCUAUAAGUGAACUUCCAGGAGUGGGACCCACAUUGCAAGAAAAGUUGAAUAAUCAAAAUGUUCAUAAUUGCAGUCAAUUGCGCAGCAUAUCCAAGGAUGUUCUUCAAAGAGAUUUUGGUUCCAAGACUGGUGACAUGUUAUGGCAUUACAGCAGAGGAAUUGACCAUCGGCAGGUGCAAAGUGCUAUGGAGCACAAGUCCAUAGGUGCUGAGGUGAAUUGGGGUGUGCGGUUCAACAAUUCUGAAGAUGUUCACCAUUUUCUAAUGAAACUAUGCAAUGAGGUUUCAUUGCGCUUACAAGGUGCUUGCAUGCGAGGUCGUAUGAUCACACUCAAGGUGAAGAAACGAAAGAAAGGUGCAGGCGAACCUGCCAAAUAUAUGGGCUGUGGCAUUUGUGAUAAUAUCAGUCACUCUGUUACGGUUCCUUCUGCUACGGAUAGCACAGAUGUACUUUUGAGGAUCAGUCGACAACUUUUUGCAUCAUUUCACCUAGAUGUCAAAGAGGUAAGGGGCAUCGGUCUGCAAGUAUUGAAAUUAGAAGCAGUAGAAUCAUGCCAUCAAGGUUCUGGGAAAAAUGUCUUGAAGUCAUGGCUUGCUUCAAUGUCAAAGACGCCAAAUUCAUGUGAAUUAGUUUCUAUUUCAAAUGAAGAAAAUGGAGCUGCUGUAUGCAAUCUACUUCAGAAAAAUCAACUUCUGUUGGAUAUGAAAGAUUCAAACUUAAUGAGAGACAAUGGUUCAGGAAAGGGAUUGCAAAAUGCUGAAAGAUAUGAUGCCAAAGUUAAAUGGAAAGGAAAGAGCCUUGAAGGUGGUCCUUUGCCACAUAUUUCGCAGCUGGACCCAACAGUUCUUGCAUGUCUUCCUCAGGAAAUACUUUCAGAAAUCAAUGAUUUUUAUAAUGGAAAAGUUCUUGAUUAUAUCUCAGGGAAUGGCAAGGUCUCAGAGAGAUAUAGUGUGCCAAAUAUGGAUGUAGCUUAUAGGCAGAGUACAGGAACAGGUAGUACAAGUCGACAUUUAGGGGACUCUGUGUUAGAAGAGCACAAGAGAAAAAACACAGAAGGUGAUUUAAAAACCAUGGACUGUGACAAGCGUCAGAAGACUGAACUGAAAGAUCAUGAAGAACUAGCUCAAGAUGUUGUUGCUUCUACAACCUACUCAGUUGAUGUACCAACACCAUCACAGUUGGAUCCUUCUGUACUUUUGGCCUUGCCAUUGUCCUUGCGUCUUGAGAUUCAGCAACAUUAUAGUGCUACUAAUGCAGUAAAAAAGAAGAAUAGCCCUGUUAAUGUUCAAAGAAAAGAGACUUCAAGCAGAUCUCAGUUCAGUGUAUCAAAUCCAGGAAAGUUUGGAAUUGCAAAGCAGGGUAUUCACAAAAAGGUUCUGGGCAAAGCAAGCUCCUCAAAUUCACACAACCCUGAAUUCAUGGGUAAGUCGAUUGAUAUAGUUGAUAGGCAGACCAGCAAUGAUGAUGCUGUAUCUCUCUCUUUGAGUCAAGUGGAUAUCAAGAUUUUGCAGGAACUACCAACUGAUAUUCAGCGUUAUAUAAAGGAUUCUCUUCCUGCUCAUCGACCAGUGGUGGCCCCACAUGAAAAUGCAUUGCCAUGUAAAAGGGAAGAUUAUGACAUCCUCAAUAUUGAAAUUAAUGAACCCACUAAUUCUUGUGUGAAAGUUGGUCUGAAAGGUGAUACAUGCUGUGAAAGAAGCUUUUGCAAAGGAAAUCCCCCAGAAUGGGUGAAUGAUUUUAGACUUAGCAGCUGUGUAUUGCUUCAACUGAUAUCGGAAUGCUACUGUAAAGACGACUGUUCCAAAUCUCUCUCUUCUCUUUUGCUAUGUCUGAUAUCCUCACUUCCAGAGGAAUUUGUUUCGUGUACAGAUAUAAAGGAGCAAUCUGUUACAAAAUGUUCAGAUCUACUCAAACAGUAUAUCAGGGAAAAAGUAAAAUAUGAUAUUGAGGAGGUCCACUUUUGUGUUCGUUUACUUAAAAGGUUGAAUGUCAAAUCAGAGUUUUGGUUAGCCAUAUACAACACAAUUAUACCAACUUUGCAGGCCAAUGUUGGAGAGACUUAUGGAGGAAAUUUGAAGCUUUGAAUUUACGCAAAAGAAUGGUAAACUGAGAAUUUCUAUUUUAUGAAUAGACACUAUUUUGGAGAUUCCCUCUGAAAUUUUGUUUCAGAUUGUGGCUUUGUAGCCUAAUUGAAGGAUAGUUAUCUAUUCAUCAACUGCACCAUGGAUGAGAGAACUGGAAAGAUUAUAUGUUGCAGAGCAUUUUCAUUAUCUAAAAGGAAUAUGCUCGUCAUUGAUAACUGUGACUGUCAAAUAAUCUUAACACGGGGCAUUUCCUGCAAUUUUGACCAAAAUGCAAAAACCAUUUGUGUGCCUUUGCAAUAACACCACAUGAUGUCCAAGGGAGAUGGCUUGUUUCAGAAAAAUUGGUUGGAACAUAAAGUUAUUUGUCAAAAGGAUUUUUUUAAUAGAGGAUAGACUGGUGGUGGAAAAAACAUGGCCUCUUUAUAAGCGAUGUCAAAUCUUCUUUCAACAAGAACAAGGAACCAAUGAACAAUACCUGUCAAAGUCAUUGCAUGGAUGCAAUAUGGAAGGUGAUUGAUGUGGAACUUAUAUUGAAGAUAUGUUAUGGGACUGCAGGUACUUGUGUUAUCCAGAUUUAGUUACAGGACCAUUUCCAAACACCAUAUUGAUCCUAUUUCUUUAAGGGUUGUUCUUCAUGGCGGUGGCACUGCUUUCUCUUCAACUUGCAUGUAGCACAUUCUUAAAGGUACUGUUCUUCAUCAUAUUUGGAUACGGUGUUCCGUUCUUGUUCUAUACAGGUCACCACUGCUUAUUGGUGACACUCUCAUUUGCUUCUUGAUUCAUCAGCACUGGAGAACAGUAUCUUCACAAAUUUUUUGGCUUGCAUUUCUCAUCAUCAAAAACAGUUAGCUGAUUUGAACCACACUGAGUAGGAUACCUAUUGCAUUGUUCAACAUAUUGGGAACAUUACUCAAUGUACAUAUCUGGGACUUCAGGAGAUUCUUUGGUAGACCUCUGCUAUAUUUGCUAGUCUUUUGUUCAUAGUAGCGAAGCAUGAAGAAAAUGGUCUGAGACCUUUGUAGCGCUGUCAUAUUUUUAGUUUGUAAUCAACAGUGUACCCUGGGUAUGGGACAUGGGGACAGGGACAGGACAUCCCUCUGCAAUUUCAAUUAUUGUUUUUAAAAUAUGGGGAAUAUCCCAGGAAUUCAGAUUGGUAAUUACAAAUGGUUUUAGGUUAUAUUCAUGGUUAAAUUUGUGUGAAGUGAAUUUCCUCUUUUAGAGGAUAAAGUAAUUUAUUAUCCCAUUCUUGUA
Molecule: messenger RNA, 5274 nt
Organism: Cryptomeria japonica (Japanese cedar)
Lineage: Eukaryota; Viridiplantae; Streptophyta; Pinopsida; Cupressales; Cupressaceae
Product: DNA repair protein REV1
Exons: 26
Coding region: 232-4023 (1263 amino acids)
Biological process (GO): error-prone translesion synthesis; error-free translesion synthesis
Cellular component (GO): nucleus
Molecular function (GO): deoxycytidyl transferase activity; DNA-directed DNA polymerase activity; damaged DNA binding
Source: RefSeq, a predicted model, not a curated record